UGGAAUUUGCAGGUGUGGAGAUGACCAUGGGACGCCAGGGCCGUGGGGGACCGUUUAUUUUGUAGGCAUUGCUCAGGUUUGCAGUUUUUGUUUUCCUGGUGGAAUUUGAAAGGGGUCAUGAAUCAAACUGAUGCUCCUCGACCCCUAAACUGGACUAUCCGGAAACUGUGCCACGCAGCCUUUCUCCCAUCUGUCAGACUUCUUAAGGCUCAGAAAUCCUGGAUAGAAAGAGCAUUUUAUAAAAGAGAAUGUGUUCACAUCAUACCCAGCACCAAAGACCCCCAUAGGUGUUGCUGUGGCCGUCUAAUAGGCCAACAUGUCGGCCUCACUCCUAGCAUCUCUGUUCUUCAGAAUGAGAAAAACGAAAGUCGCCUCUCCCGAAAUGACGUCCCGUCUGAGAAGUGGUCCAUCAGCAAGCACACUCAACUCAGCCCGACAGACGCUUUUGGGACCAUUGAGUUCCAAGGAGGCGGCCAUUCCAACAAAGCCAUGUACGUGCGAGUGUCUUUCGAUACAAAACCUGACCUCCUUCUCCACCUGAUGACCAAGGAAUGGCAACUUGAGCUUCCCAAGCUUCUCAUUUCUGUGCACGGGGGCCUGCAGAACUUUGAGCUCCAGCCAAAGCUCAAGCAAGUCUUUGGGAAAGGUCUUAUCAAAGCUGCCAUGACCACAGGAGCCUGGAUAUUCACUGGAGGGGUGAACACAGGUGUUAUUCGUCAUGUCGGAGAUGCCUUGAAGGACCAUGCGUCUAAGUCUCGGGGGAAGAUAUGUACCAUAGGUAUCGCCCCCUGGGGAAUUGUGGAAAACCAGGAGGACCUGAUUGGGAGAGAUGUUGUCCGGCCCUACCAAACCAUGUCCAAUCCCAUGAGCAAGCUCACUAUUCUCAACAGCAUGCAUUCCCAUUUCAUUCUGGCUGACAACGGGACCACUGGAAAAUAUGGAGCGGAGGUGAAACUUCGGAGACAACUGGAAAAGCAUAUCUCCCUCCAGAAGAUAAAUACAAGAUGCCUGCCGUUUUUCUCUCUUGACUCCCGCUUGUUUUAUUCAUUUUGGGGUAGUUGCCAAUUAGACCCAAUUGGAAUCGGUCAAGGCGUCCCAGUGGUGGCGCUCAUCGUGGAAGGAGGACCCAAUGUGAUCUCCAUCGUCCUGGAGUACCUCCGAGACACCCCGCCGGUGCCGGUGGUGGUCUGCGACGGGAGUGGACGGGCGUCCGACAUCCUGGCCUUUGGGCAUAAAUAUUCAGAAGAAGGCGGACUUAUAAAUGAGUCUUUGAGGGACCAGCUAUUGGUGACCAUACAGAAGACUUUUACAUACACUCGAACCCAAGCUCAGCAUCUGUUCAUCAUCCUCAUGGAGUGCAUGAAGAAGAAGGAACUGAUUACCGUGUUUCGGAUGGGAUCGGAAGGACACCAGGACAUUGAUCUAGCCAUCCUGACUGCUUUACUCAAAGGAGCCAAUGCCUCUGCCCCAGACCAACUGAGCUUAGCUUUAGCCUGGAACAGAGUGGACAUCGCUCGCAGCCAAAUCUUUAUUUAUGGGCAACAGUGGCCGGUGGGGUCUCUGGAGCAAGCUAUGCUGGAUGCCCUAGUGCUGGACAGAGUGGAUUUUGUGAAAUUACUUAUAGAGAAUGGAGUAAGCAUGCACCGUUUUCUUACCAUCUCCAGACUAGAGGAAUUGUACAAUACGAGACAUGGGCCUUCAAAUACAUUGUACCACUUGGUCAGGGAUGUCAAAAAGCGAGAAUAUCCAGGUUUCGGUUGGAUCUAUUUUAAGGGAAACCUGCCCCCGGACUACAGAAUCAGCCUGAUUGACAUCGGCCUGGUGAUCGAGUACCUGAUGGGAGGAGCUUAUCGCUGCAACUACACGCGCAAGCGCUUCCGGACUCUGUACCACAAUCUCUUCGGCCCCAAGAGGCCCAAAGCCUUGAAACUGCUGGGGAUGGAGGAUGACGUUCCCUUGAGGCGAGGAAGAAAGACAACCAAGAAACGUGAAGAAGAGGUGGACAUUGAUUUGGAUGACCCUGAAAUCAACCACUUCCCUUUCCCUUUCCACGAGCUGAUGGUGUGGGCUGUCCUGAUGAAACGACAGAAAAUGGCCUUGUUCUUCUGGCAGCAUGGCGAGGAAGCCAUGGCCAAGGCCCUGGUAGCCUGUAAGCUCUGCAAAGCCAUGGCUCAUGAGGCCUCUGAGAAUGACAUGGUUGACGACAUCUCCCAGGAGCUGAACCACAACUCCAGGGACUUUGGCCAGCUGGCCGUGGAGCUCCUGGACCAGUCCUACAAGCAGGAUGAGCAGCUGGCCAUGAAACUGCUGACGUAUGAGUUGAAGAACUGGAGCAAUGCCACAUGCCUGCAGCUGGCCGUGGCUGCCAAGCACCGCGACUUCAUCGCGCACACGUGCAGCCAGAUGCUGCUCACCGACAUGUGGAUGGGCCGGCUCCGGAUGCGCAAGAACUCAGGCCUCAAGGUAAUUCUGGGAAUUCUACUUCCUCCUUCAAUUCUCAGCUUGGAGUUCAAGAACAAAGACGACAUGCCCUAUAUGUCUCAGGCCCAGGAAAUCCAUCUCCAAGAGAAGGAGCCAGAAGAACCAGAGAAGCCCACAAAGGAAAAAGAUGAAGAAGAUAUGGAACUGACAGCGAUGUUGGGACGGAAUAAUGGGGAAUCCUCAAGGAAGAAGGAUGAAGAGGAAGUUCAGAGCAGGCACCGAUUAAUCCCUCUGGGCAGAAAAAUCUAUGAAUUCUACAAUGCACCCAUCGUGAAGUUCUGGUUCUACACUCUGGCGUAUAUCGGAUACCUGAUGCUCUUCAACUAUAUCGUGUUGGUGAAGAUGGAGCGCUGGCCUUCCACCCAGGAAUGGAUCGUCAUUUCCUAUAUUUUCACCCUGGGAAUAGAAAAGAUGCGAGAGAUUCUUAUGUCUGAGCCAGGGAAAUUGCUACAAAAAGUGAAGGUGUGGCUACAGGAGUAUUGGAAUGUCACAGACCUCAUAGCCAUCCUUCUAUUCUCUGUCGGAAUGAUCCUUCGUCUCCAAGACCAGCCUUUCAGGAGUGAUGGGAGGGUCAUCUAUUGCGUGAACAUUAUUUAUUGGUACAUUCGUCUACUGGACAUCUUCGGCGUGAACAAGUAUUUGGGCCCUUACGUAAUGAUGAUUGGAAAAAUGAUGAUAGACAUGAUGUACUUUGUCAUCAUUAUGCUGGUGGUGCUGAUGAGCUUUGGGGUUGCAAGACAAGCCAUACUCUUUCCCAAUGAGGAGCCAUCAUGGAAACUGGCCAAGAACAUCUUCUACAUGCCCUAUUGGAUGAUUUAUGGGGAAGUGUUUGCAGACCAGAUAGACCCUCCUUGUGGACAGAAUGAGACCCGAGAGGACGGUAAAAUCAUCCAGCUGCCUCCCUGCAAGACGGGAGCCUGGAUCGUGCCGGCCAUCAUGGCCUGCUACCUGCUGGUGGCCAACAUCCUGCUGGUCAACCUCCUCAUCGCCGUCUUUAACAACACGUUUUUCGAAGUAAAAUCAAUAUCCAACCAAGUGUGGAAGUUUCAGCGCUACCAGCUCAUCAUGACUUUCCAUGAAAGGCCGGUGCUGCCCCCGCCGCUGAUCAUCUUCAGUCACAUGACCAUGAUAUUCCAGCACCUGUGCUGCCGCUGGAGGAAACACGAGAGUGACGCAGAUGAGAGGGAUUAUGGCCUGAAACUCUUCAUAACCGAUGAUGAGCUCAAGAAAGUGCAUGAUUUUGAAGAGCAAUGCAUAGAAGAAUAUUUCAGAGAAAAGGAUGAUCGAUUCAACUCAUCCAAUGAUGAGAGGAUACGGGUGACUUCAGAAAGGGUGGAGAACAUGUCCAUGCGGCUGGAGGAGGUCAACGAGAGAGAGCACUGCAUGAAGGCUUCACUCCAGACCGUGGACAUCCGGCUCGCGCAGCUGGAGGACCUCAUCGGGCGCAUGGCCACGGCCCUGGAGCGUCUGACCGGUCUGGAGCGGACCGAGUCCAACAAAAUCCGCUCACGGACCUCCUCGGACUGCACGGACGCAGCCUACAUCGUCCGCCAGAGCAGCUUCAACAGCCAGGAGGGGAAUACCUUCAAACUCCAAGACAGUAUAGACCCUGCAGAACAUCCUUUUUAUUCAGUAUAAACCGGCAGCACGCAGUUCUACCUAACGUCCCACAUCCUUCUCAUGCCAACACUUCUGUAAUUGAUCAUUAUAAAGAAAAAUCAAGGUAACAGUCAUAGUUCACCUGUCUCUUAUACAUUCACUUUUGGUGCCACAACUGUUUAUCUUUUUUGAAGAAAAUAAGGGAAAAGAAUUGCUUUUGUAUUGCAUUCAAAAUGAAAGAAGAAUUGAUAUUAAAAACAAAUGUCAAGUGAUUUAUUAUAAAUAGUGGGCAUACAAGUAUAGUUGAGCAAGCUCAGGAUGAAUGUAAUUAAACAAUUUUAUAUUUUUAAAUUUAUUUUGUAUCUCACCUGUCAUCAAUGAAUUCACUCACUAAGGAUAUAAUAUCAGAUUGAACUAAAAAAGAAAAUAGUGGGCAGAACUAUCCUAAAAUUGUCAUAUGCGAUAUUAUUAGAUUCUUACCAUUCAUGUCAUGUGUUUUGCGGCUGUGGGAUGUUCAUCAUUUGCAUGACUCCACCAUGUCUUUUGAACGCCGUCAACAUGUAACUGCCAAUUUUUCACACCACUCAACGCAUGAUCAUUUUGUAUAUGACUGUAUGGUUAUAUGUAGAUAUUUUCAUACCUAGAGUUUUGUCAUCUAAGCUGAGCUCAGCAUAAAUUUAAUUGGAGUUUUUCAAGAGCUGGUAUCUUUUUUAUGGAAAUGUUCCAAAGUACUUUCUAAGGAAGUUUCAAAACCAUAAAUAUCUUUAGAAUUGACUGGGAGUUUGGUAUCAACCCAAAGUCAUCAGUUGUAGGAAUACCAUGAAUAUUUUUCUUAUAUUCAGAGCUAUUAAAAAAAAAAAGUUACGGUAGACCAAAAUAGAAAACAAACCAAUACAAAGAAUUCUAUUACAUAUGCUGCUUAUAUACGUAUAUAUGCAUUUAUACAGAGAGACAUGUUUAUAUAUAGUAUAUAAACAGACAUAAAGAGUUUUGUUAGGAGGCUUGGACUUUUUUAUGACCUUGAGGUAUAACUAUGAUUUUUUUUUUUUAAUAUACAAGGAGUUCCAUUGAAAGAGUUCAUUAUAUUAUUCAACCAAAUGUUGAAAUUGUGAUUUUUUUAAAUCCCUAUGACCUUAACUUUUACCAAACUGGAGUUGUCCAAACUACUCCCUACCUGCCCUCUUCCCCUUUUUGUCCAGAAUUACUCACUGUCAUGCCAUAUUGUUUAGUUCUGGCUUCUCCUGCACUAAAGCUAUUUCACCAAGUGCAAUCUGAAUAGACAUGCAAUUCCAAACCAGUUAGAAUAUACAUGUAAGCUUCUAGAUCAGAAUCUGGAUUUGAAGUGGGAGAAAGAAAUUUUGACCCAAAAUCUUCAGAUUCCUAUUUGGGUCACUGAGGCAAAAAUGAUGAAGUCUUUAAGAAAAAUUACUUAAUGUUUCUGGCCCAAGAUGCUACCUGGUUCUUUUUAGUUAUGUUUGUGAACUCCAAGAUUUAUGUCCUUUUGUGAAACCAAGUAAAUACAUGGACAAAACCUCCAGCCCUUAAAUAUUAAAAACAACAAUAAUAAACCUUCUGAAUCAGUUUUUCAGAUGUAGAAAGAGUGAUGAGGUCACAUAUGUAAAGAAUUAAAGAAUUAUUUUUCACUCCUUGAUAUUUAGAUGAAUCAGAAACACUCAAGCAAGCAAACUACAGGUCAUCACUUCUGUGCUUAUAAUUGCUCUAGAAACACUUAGAUUUUUGAUGGGCCCCAUACUGACUGCAAAGGUGGAUUUUGUCUAAGAAUAAAUCAGUUGUUCUAAAACUUCCUGGAGUCAUGUAUCCCUAGGAAGAUCUGAUGAAAGCUCUGGUCCCUUUUCCCAGAAAAAUUCACGCACACUUACAAAGUUUUCAAUAGAAUUUUAAAGAGUUCAAGAACCCCUGCUUCCAUAUUGAUUUAUCAUGGGGAAAAGGAACCAUGUUUGUUCCUAAUCAAUACAGUCAUAACAGGCACUUUUUAUUUUGAGACCAUUUCUCUGUGAUUCUCAGGAAGGCCAAGUCUCAGCAUUAGAAUUUGAACCAAGAUGUCAUUAUUUUCAUUCCUUAGAUUAUAUUUUGCCAGCUUGAUGUACCUGUGUCCAAACAUUUUGGUGAUUUUAAGUAGCAAGCAUACUUACAAAACCAAAAGGCUCUCGGAGGGAGACUGUAGAGGAAUCCAAGAAGGAGGCAAAAUCUAUAUUCUCUGACCACAGAGCAGGACACCACAGCACCCCCAGGGCCUCAUCCUGGACUAGAGUCAAGAUUGGAAGUCAGGAAAAAUUAUGAGCAUGAGUGUUUCCAUUCAUUGUGAUUUCUAGAGAGAAAAGAACAGGACCUGGGAAAAAAAUACUUAACAGUCCUGACCUCCUGACUACCUGGUUCUUUAUUUAGCAUGAAAAUUAAGUUCUGACAUCUUUUGCGAAAUGUGUGACAUAUAGAAGCCAAAUUUAAAUGACUGAACACACGCUAACUUUCAUGAGCCAUUUCUUUCCUGUGCACAUACAUGUGUAUUGUUUUUCGAUCCAUUUCUUUCCAUUUCUGAGUUCUCUGCAUACCAAUGUGGCAUUGAUUCUGUGGCCUUCUACAGUCAGCUUGUGCUUAGCUCAUUUAUUGCUACCAUGUCUCUGAUUGAGGGGAUGUUAAUUACCUGUCUCUGUGAAUUAAGCAGCUCAUGAGCAGCGAGUUAUUGAGAGACGUAAAUAAAGUCACAGAGAACCCAAGGAAGGAAUAGAUUCAGUUUAAUCAUCUGCUUCUCAAGUGCCAAUUUUUAUAUACUACUAUACGUACUGAUUUAUUCUGAAUUACUUCUUCCUUUUGAAAAAAAAAAUAAGGAUGUUUUAUGAAAAUGACCAUGGAGGUUUUCUGAUUAACAAACACCCUUUAUAUUUAGCGUUAGAUUAACCCCCUCCUUUAUGGAUUAGAUCAAGGCACUGGAAAGCAUGAGUGUGAUUAUCAUGGCUAGUUUGUGUAUUUCUCCAAGCCGAGAAGUGAAUUAGCAGUUAGAACACAGCACUUUACAGAAAUGGAUUUUUUUAAAGUCCAGAUUUCCAGGUUUAGAAUAUUAUUGAGCACUUUGAAAGAUCCCCUUUAAAUAAUUAAAUAUGUAUGAGAAUAAUCAAAUGGGGAAAAUAUACUCAUAAAAACACAAAAUGUGUUUCUUCUGAAUGUUUCAAAUGUAUUCUAAAAUAUGGUUUCUAUAGAUAAUAUUGUGGUAGAUAACUGGAUAAGUACAUUUAUUCUACUCUCUGAGGCUGUACAGUCUAAUCUUUCUGAAUGUUUGGGCUGUUUAACUUCUUCAAGAUAAUAAAUAUUAUCCAGUCAUCCAUCGUGCUGUAUCUAUGGGCUAUAUCAUUCAAUAUGUCCAGCAAUGCUGUAUUAUAAAACACAUGUAAACAUAUAUGUAACCCAUGUUUAACUCAGCAUAGUUGUAGCAUGUGGUUGUAUUAAUGAACGUUACAGGACAGCUUUAUAAUCAUUUAUAAAUCUGUAACAUUCAAUAAAGAAGCACAUGUUGCAAGGAUGAAUUAUGUUCCCAAUUCCAUGUUAUUUAACAUCUUCAUAAAAUGGGCAUUUUUGUUCCUGAUCUUCUUAAUGUUUUUCACAUUUCUGUAGACCACUGUAAGAUAUCUGUAUAAGCGGAUGUAUAUCUUCUACCCCAGCCCUUUGAGCUGUGGUAGGCAAGCUGUGAUUUUAUGCAAGAUGAACUGGCAUGUUAUACAAAAGACUAUAUGACAAAUGAACUUAAAAUAAUAAUUUAAACCCCAGUUGAAUUAGCUGUUUGUUUACAUCUGCUGACCCAAUGUGGAAGCAGUGUACAGUUAUUUUAUAAAUAUGUUCAUUUAGUAACACUAUGUUGUUUCUAGAUAGAGUGAUGCUAGUGUGUAGGUGGUUAUAUACUUGUCCUAGAUAUUGCAUUAUAACUCACUAUUCUUUAACAAUAACAGUGUGACUUAAAUGACGUAAUCCCACUACAAAUCCAGUCUUAAUUUUGUGGCAUUAAAAAUGCAUGCACUGCUUUAUGCAUUUCUUUUGACUUCUCAAAGGCACUUAUAUUAUUGCCUACUGUGAUGCUUAAACGAGUUAGGAACUCACUCAAAUCGUUGGGCUCCUUAACACUGUUUGGGGAUUAUGUUCCACUUUUAAAAAUUAAAAACAAAAAUGUAACCAAGGGUUAUUUUUAUCUUUUUUUUUUUAAC
Molecule: messenger RNA, 8291 nt
Organism: Choloepus didactylus (southern two-toed sloth)
Lineage: Eukaryota; Metazoa; Chordata; Mammalia; Pilosa; Megalonychidae
Gene: TRPM3
Product: transient receptor potential cation channel subfamily M member 3
Exons: 28
Coding region: 118-4119 (1333 amino acids)
Biological process (GO): monoatomic cation transmembrane transport; protein tetramerization
Cellular component (GO): membrane
Molecular function (GO): monoatomic cation channel activity
Source: RefSeq, a predicted model, not a curated record